Molecule: messenger RNA, 4648 nt
Organism: Trichechus manatus latirostris (Florida manatee)
Lineage: Eukaryota; Metazoa; Chordata; Mammalia; Sirenia; Trichechidae
Product: usherin
Exons: 21
Coding region: 1-4539 (1512 amino acids)
Biological process (GO): animal organ morphogenesis; tissue development
Molecular function (GO): protein binding
Source: RefSeq, a predicted model, not a curated record
AUGAAUUGCCUAGCUCUUUCACUGGGCUUCGGCUUCUGGUUUCAGGUCGCUGAAACAUUAAUCUUUACCUAUUUUGCUUCCAUAUCGUUGGCCGCCUCACAGGGUCUUUUCCCACGGCUGGAGAACGUUGGGGCUUUCAAGAACGUUUCACUUUUGCCAACCCAAGCAACAUGCGGACUACCAGACCGAAGCACUUUUUGUCAGAGCUCUGUGGAGGCUGACCGGAUUCGGUUCUGUAGCCAGAGGUUUUGCGUUCAGGACUGCCCAUUCAGAUCGGAACCCCCCACCUACACUGCCCUGUUCUCAGCAGGCCUCAGGAGCUGCAUCACGGCAGACAAGCAGGAUCUGCCUCCCAGCUCCCCUAGCAAUUCGACAAGCUUUAUUUUUGGAAAUCACAAGAAUUGCUUCUCUUCUCCUCCUCCUCUAAGGCUGGCGGCAUCAUUUACUUUAGCUGUGUGGCUGAAACCAGAACAAGAAGGUGUAAUGUGUAUUAUAGAAAAGGCAGUGGAUGGGCAGAUUGUGUUCAAACUUACAAUAUCUGAGAACGAGACCAUGUUUUAUUAUCGCACCAUAAACGGUUUGCAGCCUCCAAUAAAAGUAAUGACGCUGCGGAGAAUUCUUGUGAAGAAAUGGGUUCAUCUUAGUGUGCAGGUGGAUUGGACAAAAAUCAGUUUCUUUAUCAAUGGUUUGGAGAAGGAUAAUACAGCUUUUGAUGCAAGAACUCUGCAUGGUUCAAUUACGAAUUUUGCCUCUGGUACUAUGCGAAUAGGACAGAGUUUAAAUGGUUUACAGCAGUUUGUUGGAAGAAUGCAAGAUUUUCGAUUAUACCAAGUGGCACUUACAAACAGGGAGAUUCAGGAAGUGUUUUCUGGAGAUCUGCUCAGAGUGCACGUGCAGUCACAGUGCCGCUGUCCCGGCAGUCACCCUCGGGUCCAUCCUUCCAUGCAGCGGUACUGCAUUCCUAACGGUGCAGAAGACACAACUGAGAACCGAGUGUCAAGGCUCAACCCCAGAGCCCAUCCUCUCUCUUUUGUCAAUGAUAAUGAUAUUGGUACUUCGUGGGUUUCACAUGUGUUUACAAACAUUACUCAGCUUGAUCAAGGAGUAACUAUUUCUAUAGACUUGGAAAAUGGACAGUAUCAGGUGUUUUAUAUUAUCAUUCAGUUUUUAAGUCCACAACCAACAGCAAUAAGGAUUCAAAGGAAGAAGGAAGACAGCCUAGACUGGGAAGACUGGCAAUAUUUUGCUAGAAAUUGCAGUGUUUUCGGAAUGAGAAACAAUGGAGAUUUGCAAAAUCCUGAUUCUGUCAACUGUCUUCAGCUUCCCAAUUUCACUCCAUAUUCCCAUGGGAAUGUUACAUUUAGCAUCCUGACACCUGGACCAAAUCGUCGUCCUGGGUACAAUGACUUCUAUAACAGCCCAUCUCUUCAAGAAUUUGUAAAAGCCACACAAAUCAGGUUUCAUUUCUCUGGGCAGUACUAUACCACUGGGACUGCUGUCAACCAGAGGCACAGAUACUACGCAGUGGAUGAAAUCACCAUCAGUGGGAGAUGUCAGUGCUAUGGCCAUGCUGAUACCUGUGAUACAAAGAGCCAGCCGUACAGAUGCCUCUGCUCUCGGGAAAGCUUCACGGAAGGACUUCACUGUGAUCGCUGUUUGCCUCUUUAUAAUGACAAGCCUUUCCGCCAAGGUGAUCAAGUUCACACCUUCAAUUGUAAACCCUGUCAAUGCAACAGCCACUCCAGGAGCUGCCACUAUGAAAUUUCCGUGGACCCUUUCCCGGCUGAGCACCUCAGAGGGGGUGGAGGAGUUUGUGAUGACUGCGAGCAUAACACUACAGGAAAGAACUGCGAGCUGUGUAAGGAUUACUUUUACCGACAGGUUGGUGCAGAUCCUUCAGCCAUCGAUGUUUGCAAACCCUGCGAGUGUGAUAACGUGGGCACUAGAAACAACAGCUUCAUUUGUAAUCAGAUUGGAGGCCAGUGUAAUUGUAAGAGACACGUGUCUGGCAGACGGUGCAAUCACUGCCAGGAUGGAUUCUACAAUCUUCGAGAGUCGGAUCCUGAGGGCUGCAGUCCCUGUGACUGUAACACCUCUGGGACAGUGGAUGGAGAUAUUACCUGUCACCAAAAUUCAGGCCAGUGCAAGUGCAAAGCAAAUGUUAUUGGACUUAGGUGUGAUCACUGCGAUUUUGGAUUUAAGUUUCUCAGAAGCUGGAAUGAUGGCGGAUGUGAGCCCUGCCAGUGUAACCCCCACGGCUCUGCGAACAAGUUCUGCGAUCCUCUUUCUGGGCAGUGCAAGUGCAAAAAAGAAGUCAAAGGACUUCAGUGUGACACCUGCAGAGAAAACUUCUACGGGUCGGACGUCACCAGCUGUAAGACCUGUGACUGCGAUAUGGCUGGAACCCUCCCUGGGACGGUCUGCGAUGCUAAAACAGGGCAGUGCGUCUGCAAGCCCAAUGUUGGAGGAAGACAGUGCAAUGAAUGUUUGGAGGGAUACUUCUACCUACAACAGCAAAAUAAUUCCUUCCUCUGCCUGCCUUGCAACUGUGAUAAGACUGGGACAGUAAAUGGCUCUCUGCUGUGUGAGAAAUCAACAGGACAGUGUCCUUGCAAAUUAGGGGUAACAGGUCUUCACUGUAAUCAGUGUAAGCCUCACAGGUACAAUUUGACCAGUGGCAAUUUUCAAGGCUGCCGGAUGUGUAAGUGUGACUCCCUGGGGACACUGCCUGGGACCAUUUGUGACCCAAUCAGUGGUCAGUGCCUAUGUCUGCCUAAUCGUCAAGGAAGAAGGUGCCAUCAGUGUCAACCAGGUUUUUAUAUUUCUCCAGGCAAUGCCACUGGCUGCCUGCCAUGUUCAUGUGAUGUGUCUGGUGCAGUUAAUCAAAUCUGUAAUAGCCUAACUGGUCAGUGUGUGUGCCAAGAUGCUUCCGUUGCUGGGCAAAGUUGUGACCAUUGCAAGGACCAUUACUUUGGAUUUGAUUCUCAGACUGGAAGAUGCCAGCCUUGCAGUUGUCAUCUCUCAGGAGCCUUGAAUGAAACCUGUCACUCGGUCACAGGCCAGUGUUUCUGUAAACGAUUUGUCACUGGCUCAAAAUGUGAUACGUGUGUUCCUGGUGCAAGCCAUUUGGAUGUCAACAAUCUGUUGGGCUGCAGCAAAACUCCAUCCCAGCAACCUCCACCCAGAGGACAAGUUCAAAGUUCUUCAGCUAUCAAUCUUUCCUGGAAUCCACCUGACUCUCCAAAUUCUCACUGGCUUUCUUACGGUUUAUUCAGGGAUGGCUUUAAAAUCUACACAGCUGAAGAUCAAUACCCAUACCAUAUUCAGUACUUCUUAGACACUGCCCUGGCUCCAUAUGCCUCAUAUUCCUAUUACAUUGAGACUACCAACGUGCGUGGUUCAACAAGGAGUGCAGCUGUCACUUACAGAACAAAACCGGGGGUCCCACAAGGAAGCUUGAACUUAAGUUGUAUCAUUCCUAUCAGCUCAGACUCUGUGAAACUUACGUGGACUGCACCGUCAGAAGAAUCCGGUCCUAUAGAAAAAUAUAUUUUGUCUUGUGCUCCUUUAGAAGGUAGCCAGCUGUGUGCUCCCUACGAAGGUCGUGAAACCUCAGCUACCAUCCAGAAUCUGGUUCCAUUCACCACAUACCGCUUCUCUGUGCAGGCAUGCACUAGUGGGGGCUGUUUGCACGGCUUGCCCAUUACAGUGACCACAGCCCAGGCCCCUCCCCAAGGGCUGAGUCCACCUCGGGUGCGGAAGACCAGUUCUACAGAACUUCACAUAGAAUGGGUACCACCCUUGGAACCAAAUGGAAUAAUUAUAAGAUAUGAACUGUACAUGAAAAGAUCGAGUUCUAACGGAGAAAGCAGCUCUGCAGAAAGUCGAGUGUUUCAGAACAGUGGCUGGCUGAGUCCUCACCCAUUUACAGAAUCGGCCAACGAAAAUGCAUUACAACCUCCUCAAACAGCCACGGUCAUCACUGGCUUGGAGCCAUACGCCAGCUACGAGUUUAGAGUCUUAGCUGUGAAUAUGGCCGGUAGCGUGUCUUCUGCUUGGACGUCAGAAAGAACAGGAGAAUCAGUGCCUGUAUUCAUGAUCCCUCCUUCAGUCUUCCCUCUCUCACCAUACUCUCUCAACGUCUCCUGGGAGAAGCCAGCAGAUAAUGUUACAAGGGGAGAAGUUACAGGGUAUAAUGUCAAUAUGAUUUCUGAGCAGUCACCUCAACCAUCUAUUCCAGUGACGUCUUCACAGGUACUAUACACUGCUCAAUCCCAAGAACUGUCUUAUGUUGUAAAAGGACUGAAACCUUACAGAAUAUACAACUUUACCAUUUCUGUCUGCAAUUCAGUGGGUUGUGUGACCAGCGCUCCUGGAGCAGGCAAGACUUUAGCAGCAGACACAUUUCAAAUGCUCAAUAGCACUAUGAGGCUAGUGACUACUGUAUUAAAUGGUGUUCGUUUCACAGGGAACGGGUAUUGUAAAUUUCCCAUCUCCACUCUGCCAGUCCACACAGACUUCACCGGUAAGUGUGUUUGACAUUGCUUCCCUGAAGAGGCACCAAGCCUUUCUAUCUGGUUGAUAUCCCCUUACACUGAAGUUUUACUACACCUAUUUAUAGAAAUACUAACUAAGCCUUUUUAUAUGU